AUGAGAAGGAUAUUUGAAAAAAUAUACAAACCUCCUCAAGCUCAGCGGCAAGCACGAAAAAAUAAAUUCAAAGUUGCAGACAAAGUUCGAAUCAGCAAGUACAAACAUGCAUUUCAAAACGGCUACACACCCAAUUGGGCCACUGAAAUUUUUACAAUCAAGACACUGCAGAAUACAAAUCCAACAACGUACAAACUUGUAGACUAUCAAGAUAAGCCAAUUGAAGGUGGAUUUUAUGGUGAAGAACUCAGCAAAGUCAAGCAUCCAGAUGUCUAUCUGAUAGAAAAAAUUAUAAAAAAACGUGGAAAUAAAUUAUAUGUAAAGUGGCUUGGCUUCGACAGUUCUCACAAUACCUGGAUUGAUAAAUCAGACCUGUAA
This is a messenger RNA of Microplitis demolitor, 378 nucleotides long. RefSeq lists its product as uncharacterized. The transcript has a single exon. The record is from RefSeq and is a predicted model, not a curated record. Bases 1 to 378 code for a protein of 125 amino acids. NCBI's taxonomy places the organism in Eukaryota, Metazoa, Arthropoda, Insecta, Hymenoptera, Braconidae.